This is a messenger RNA of Acinonyx jubatus (cheetah), 2086 nucleotides long. It is a transcript of the gene LURAP1L, whose product is annotated as leucine rich adaptor protein 1 like. The transcript has 3 exons. NCBI's taxonomy places the organism in Eukaryota, Metazoa, Chordata, Mammalia, Carnivora, Felidae. Bases 1027 to 1707 code for a protein of 226 amino acids. The record is from RefSeq and is a predicted model, not a curated record. Gene Ontology annotation, biological process: positive regulation of canonical NF-kappaB signal transduction.
ACGUAAGUCUUCACUUCCGGCAGUGAAAUACUGUAACAUUUGGUAAAGUAAUUCACUUUGGCCUGGCAUUCUCACUGAACUUAUGGUGAAACAGUUUCACUUUUUACUAGCGUACAAGUAGAAAAGGCUUCUUUCUAAAGGUUCUGGCUACCAGGCGACCUAACACCCCUAUGAGGUACUUCGACCUAAAGCAGUUCGCUGAAACUCCUACUAACAGCAGGGCUGGGAACAUUUCUAUUGCUCUUCUUGCCUGGGAUAUACGGUACAAGGGUUGGCCGUGGUUUGGUCCACCUGCCAGCGGAGUUUAAAGUUUCCAAGGCUCAGAAGAACACAAUGACUGGGACCAAACUGCCUAAAUGAGAAGAAGGGAAUUUCUGCUGCAAGGAGAAAGCCGUUAAACUCCCGCUAAACUAACCACCUCUUUCACGCGGCCAUGCACACGCCCGACCUCCUCUUUCACUGACCAGGGAUUAUUUCUGCCAAUCCAGGAUAUUCCGAAAGCUUGGAGACAUAUGGCUGGAAACUGAAACGACCCCGGAGUGUGGCCACAUCUUACUUUGUGUCGCGUGGUACCAGAUGGGCAAUCAGUGAAUGAGGCAGAGAUGUGAACGGACAGUUUUAUCAUGUGAAUUUUCCCCCCAUAACGCCAAAAACCAGACUUCGUUUUCCCUCUCACUUCUUUGGGUUUAUAAUACUCGGAUUUUCUCCUCUCUGCAAUAUCAAUUGACUCAACUUUGCAGUGGGGUGGCCAAAAGGGAAGAGGAUGAAGCGAUCUCUAAAAUCUUAGUAAGUGUCGGGGGAGCCACAGCACCCGGGAAACUGCGGCUGCGACCCGCCUGGUCCUGUGCGGAUUUCAGGGUUGGUAACAGCGCAAGCGGUUAUGGAGCGGACGGUGCACUCCAUCCGCCGCCGAGGAUAGAGACCCGGGCGCCGGGAGGGGUCGGUUCAUUUCGCCGCAGCCUCGGAAGCCGCGGCCGCCUCUCCUCCGCUGCGUUUCAUUACCAUUAUCCUCGUUCUUGAAAAGUCAUGGAAGACGGCCCGCUGCCAGACCUCAGAGACAUCGAGCUGAAGCUAGGGCGCAAAGUACCCGAGAGCCUAGUGCGCUCGCUCCGUGGGGAGGAGCCGGUUCCCCUGGAAAGGGACAGGGACCCCUGCGGGGGGAGCGGCGGCGGCGGCGGCUGCAGUAGCAGCAGCAGCAGCAGCAGCUGCAGCCUCCCCCCCUCCCUGUCGUCGUCCUCUUCGUCCUCUCCAACCUCUGGCUCCCCACGUCGUAGCCACUGCAGCGCCCUGGAGAGGCUGGAAACCAAGCUGCACUUCCUCAGGCGAGAGAUGGUUAACCUCAGAGCCACAGAUGUGAGGCUCAUGCGCCAGUUGCUUGUUAUCAACGAGAGCAUUGAGUCCAUCAAGUGGAUGAUUGAAGAGAAGGCCACCAUUACCAGCCGAGGAAGCAGUCUCAGUGGCAGCCUGUGCAGUUUAUUGGAGAGUCAGAGCACCUCCUUACGUGGCAGCUACAAUAGCCUGCAUGAUGGCAGUGAUGGGCUGGAUGGCAUCUCCGUGGGGAGCUUUCUGGACACUCUGGCAGAUGAUGUCCCAGGCCAUCAGACCCCAUCAGACUUGGACCAAUUCAGUGACAGCUCCAUAAUAGAGGACUCACAAGCACUGCACAAGCACCCCCAACUGGAUUCUGAAUACUACUGCUUUGGCUAAUGACCCAGUUUUUUGCAUGGGAUUGGUGUGCAAUUAACUUGUAUUUAUCCUUCUUCUCCGCUGCUAUCUUUUUGGUGUGAUUUUUUUUUUAUAUAUAUAUAUGACAACCUUUUUAAACGAAGCUUAUUUUGAAACUGCUUGAUGAUAAUUCUGUUGCUCCUAAUAUUUCUCAUCUGGACUGAUUGAUCUUUCUCUCGUACAUCUCUAUUUUUAUUUAUUACAAUGAUUUUUCUCCCUUCUUUACAGUGGCACAAGUAAAGUAGGGGGAAAAAGAAUAAGCAAUAAUUAUGUUUUUGCUUUUGUUUUCAGAGCAAGGGGUCAGGGAUUACCAAAAAAUAAAUCUUUGCUAAAUUUUACAAUAAACCAAAGUCUGACAACA